GCCGCCGUGUGGGGUGGGGGUCGUGCCUCAGCGGAGAGGGGCUUCCAAAUGGCGGUCGCUAUUUGCCUCGCAGUCCGCUGGCGCUCGGAGCCGGGCAGGGGCCGUCACCUCUCUGAGGGAGUCGGUGCCGGCAGGGCUCGUCGCUAGCGCCGGGAACUUGUCUUUUCCCCGAGACCCAGAGAAGUCUGCUCUCAGCCCCGGGGAUGGCGGCGGGGAGGGGAGGGAUGGCGACCUCUGCCCCGCUGACAGGCCGUGGCGCCCGCUGCGCUGAGGUGGGGGUCGUGGGCUGCCUGGGGCCCGCUUGUGCGGCUGAGGCUGUGCGGGUACCCAGCCUCUGCAGGUGGCCAUCAGCUGUACCUAUUUUUCCAAAAUCUAUAGGUAAGCAGUACUCAAACAGAAAAAAAUCUCCAUGAUUAAAUGAUUAAAAAUGGCAGACGAUACUACAAGGCAAGAAGUAAGUAGGCGUGACACAGGAUUCAGGCACAUCGGGACAAAGCCGUGAAUAACUGAAGAAAAGUCUCUGUUUAUUGCUCAGAGAGACAGUACCUUUUGCUGAGUCCAGCAUAUGGCCAACAGGAGCUAUGUCAGCUGAGAACACAGCAAGUCCUGGAGCAAACUGGAUUAGGAAGCCAUUGUAUGGAUUGUUUCAGUAUAAUUCCAGUAUGAUUGGACUAGAAUCAUUAGCUGAUCCCUCAGAUACCUGGGAAAUUAUAGAGACUAUUGGGAAAGGCACUUACGGUAAAGUCUAUAAGGUUGCCAAUAAGAAAGAUGGGAGUCUGGCAGCAGUAAAGAUUCUGGAUCCUAUCAGUGAUGUAGAUGAAGAAAUUGAAGCAGAAUAUAAUAUUUUGCAGUUUCUUCCCAAUCAUCCUAACGUUGUUAGAUUUUAUGGGAUGUUUUACAAAGCAGAUCAAUAUGUGGGAGGACAGCUCUGGCUAGUACUUGAGCUGUGCAAUGGAGGUUCUGUCACAGAGCUUGUCAAAGGCCUGCUGAAGUGUGGCCAACGGUUGGAUGAAGCUAUAAUCUCAUACAUCUUAUAUGGUGCUCUCUUGGGCCUUCAGCAUUUACACAAUAACCGGAUCAUUCAUCGUGAUGUGAAAGGGAACAACAUUCUCCUGACAACAGAAGGUGGAGUCAAGCUCGUUGACUUUGGUGUUUCAGCCCAGCUCACCAGCACACGGCUGCGUAGAAACACCUCGGUGGGAACACCCUUUUGGAUGGCACCUGAGGUCAUUGCUUGUGAACAACAGUAUGACUACUCGUAUGAUGCUCGAUGUGACGUAUGGUCCUUGGGAAUAACAGCUAUUGAACUGGGGGAUGGAGACCCUCCUUUAUUUGACAUGCAUCCAGUGAAAACCCUUUUUAAAAUUCCAAGAAAUCCUCCUCCUACUUUGCUACAUCCUGAAAAAUGGUGCAGAGGAUUCAACCAUUUCAUUUCACAGUGUCUUAUAAAGGAUUUUGAAAAGCGUCCUUCAGUCACUCACCUGUUGGAGCAUCCGUUUAUUAAACAAGUACAUGGUAAAGAUAUGUCUCUGCAAAAACAGCUGGCUGAGCUCAUCCAAGAACAACAGCAGCUAGGUUCCAUAGCCAAAACAAGGCGUGAACGAAUACAUACUAGAAGACCUUACCAUGUAGAUGGAGCUGACAAGUACUCUCUAGAUGAUGAUCUGGUAAAUCUAGAAGUUCUAGAUGAGGAUACAAUUAUCCAUCAGCUGCAGAAACGCUAUGCUGACUUACAAAUUUAUACUUAUGUUGGAGACAUUUUAAUAGCCUUAAACCCCUUCCAGAAUCUCAGCAUUUAUUCUCCCCAGUUCUCCAAGCUUUACCAUGGUGUGAAGCGUUCAUCAAAUCCCCCCCACAUAUUUGCCUCUGCGGAUGCUGCCUACCAAAGUAUGGUUACAUUCAGCAAAGAUCAGUGCAUUAUCAUCAGUGGAGAAAGUGGUGCUGGAAAGACAGAAAGUGCCCAUCUGAUCGUCCAACAUUUGACCUUCUUGGGAAAGGCCAAUAAUCGUGCUUUGCGUGAGAAAAUUCUUCAGGUGAAUCCUCUGGUUGAAGCAUUUGGGAAUGCCUGCACUGCCAUCAAUGACAACUCAAGUCGCUUUGGGAAAUAUCUGGAAAUGAUGUUUACGCCCACAGGAGCUGUAAUGGGGGCAAAGAUUUCUGAAUAUCUACUUGAAAAAUCAAGGGUCAUAAAACAGGCUGUGGGAGAGAAAAAUUUCCAUAUAUUUUAUUAUAUUUACGCUGGCCUUUAUCGUCAGAAGAAACUUUCUGAAUAUAGACUUCCUGAUAAAAAGCCUCCUAGAUACAUUGAUAAUGAAACUGGAAGAGUAAUGCAUGAUAUUAUUACUAAAGAUUCCUAUGGAAGACAAUUUGAAGCGAUUCAGCAUUGCUUUAGAAUUAUAGGAUUCACUGACGAGGAAGUGUACUCAGUGUACAGAAUUCUGACUGGAAUCUUAAAUACUGGAAAUAUUGAGUUUGCUGCCAUUUCUUCACAACACCAAACAGAUAAAAGUGAGGUUCCCAACCCAGAAGCCUUAGAUAAUGCUGCUGCACUACUAAGUAUUGGGUCAGAAGAACUUCAAGAGGCCCUAACCUCCCACUGUGUUGUAACACGAGGGGAGACUAUUAUCCGAACAAACACCGUGGACAAAGCAGCUGACGUGCGAGAUGCCAUGUCUAAAGCACUUUAUGGCCGGCUCUUCAGCUGGAUUGUAAAUCGUAUUAAUACGCUGCUUCAGCCAGAUAAAAAUAUAUGUAAUGCUGAAAAUGGGAUGAAUGUUGGGAUACUAGACAUAUUUGGAUUUGAGAACUUCGCAAGAAAUUCGUUUGAACAGCUGUGCAUAAAUAUUGCUAAUGAACAGAUACAGUUUUAUUUCAAUCAACAUAUCUUUGCACUUGAGCAGAUGGAAUAUCGGAGUGAAGGAAUUGAUGCUACUGCAGUGGAGUAUGAGGACAACCGUCCACUUCUAGAUAUGUUCCUCCAGAAACCCAUGGGUCUCCUGUCUCUGCUAGAUGAAGAAAGUCGAUUUCCUCAGGCGACAGACCUAACUUUAGUUGAUAAAUUUGAAGAUAACUUACGAUGCAAAUACUUUUGGAGACCAAAAGGAACAGAACUGUCAUUCGGUAUUCAGCACUAUGCUGGAAAGGUGUUAUAUGAUGCCUGUGCAUUCCUUGAGAAGAACAGAGACACUCUUCCUGCUGACGUAGUGGUGCUGUUGCGAACUUCAGAAAACAAACUUCUUCAGCAGCUGUUCUCUAGCCCGUUAACAAAAACAGGUAACUUGGCACAAGCAAGAGCCAGAGUGACAGCAGCAUCUAGGUCUUUGCCUCCACAGCUUAGUGCUGGGCGUAUCAAGUCUCCUAAAUAUCUCCUGAAGGUUGACACGAUGGAGGUUAUGCGACACCCUGAGGAAACAACUAACAUGAAGCGGCAAACUAUGGCUUCCUAUUUUAGGUAUUCCCUCAUGGAUCUUUUAUCCAAAAUGGUUGUUGGACAGCCUCACUUUAUCCGCUGCAUUAAACCUAACGAUGAUCGAGAAGCACUGACGUUUUCUCAUGAGAGAGUUCUACUGCAGCUACGAUACACUGGAAUUCUGGAAACUGUCAAAAUACGUCAAAAAGGGUAUUCUCAUCGCAUCCUCUUUGAAGAGUUUGUGAAAAGGUAUUACUGCCUUGCAUUCAAGGCACAUGAGACUCCCCUUGGUAGCAGAGAAAACUGUCUUGCCAUUUUGGAGAAAUCUAAACUAGACAACUGGAUUCUUGGGAAAACCAAGGUUUUUCUAAAGUAUUACCAUAUAGAGCAGUUAAAUUUGUUCCUGCGAGAAGUUAUAGGGAGAGUGGUGGUCAUGCAAGCCUAUAUCAAGGGAUGGCUUGGAGCAAGGAGGUACAAGAAAGUCAAAGAGAAAAGAGAAAAUAGUGCUGUUACCAUACAGUCAGCCUGGAGAGGAUAUGAAGCUCGCAGGAAGUACAAGGAAAUAAGGAACAGAAGAACUGAUGCCGCUAUACAUAUUCAAGCAGCUUUCAGGGGAUAUCUUGUUCGUAAAAACUACACAAGAUUGAAAAGCAGCACUGGCUGUGUAGCAGAUCCUCAGCUUAAGAGCAGCUGCUCUACUUCUGAUUUUGGCUGUGAAGAGCACUGGCAGCAAACCAGUAACCAGUCUUCUCCUGUGGUGCCUGAUUUUCUUGACAAACAAACAAAAAAGAAGGAUUUGGAUGAGAUUUCUGCUUCUCCAUUUAUUCGAAAACAGUCGUUCGAAAUGAAUGAUUCACAAUCGAUUAGCCAAUCCCAGUCAUUUACAGACCAUCAGUUGUCAAGUCCCUUGAGAUCCCAUAAAAAAGGAGGUUCAGAAAACUGUCUUGAACAGAAGCUGAGAACACCUCGUCGACGAUGUCAGCAGCCCAAAAUGCUGAAUAGCCCCGAGGACAACAUGUACUAUAACCAGUUAAACGGAACUCUAGAAUAUCAAGGGAGCAAGAGGAAGCCAAGAAAACUUGGCCAAAUCAAAGUGCUGGACGGAGAGGAUGAGUAUUACAAAUCAUUGUCAGCUGUUGAAUCUAUCCCUGAAGAUGAGAGCUUUCUUAGUUCCCCAUCUCCUCCUUCUUCAAGAGGUGUGUCUUUUGCUCAAAGCUGAACCUCACUUACUCUAUUGACUAAUACUGGUAAGAGUAUUUUCAUGAUGGUAAUCUCUUCCAAUUAACUUUGUGCGUGUGUUUAUAUAUUAAAAAAUACCAUUUCAGCUAGUAACUUUCUUUCACUAAUUUAGACCUGGUUUUGCAACUGUGGAUUGUCCCAUUUAGCUGUAUUUCUAUAAGCAGUUCCAGUGAAGGGGAGCAGCACUACCUGUAUGUGUUGAUGUUGGUAACGGACACAUUUCUUUAGCAGCAAGGUUAGUUUAUACAGUUCUAACCCCUUCUUCCCUGCUCCCCCCCAGCUGCUGUUCCCACCCUGUGCCAUCCCUUCUGUUGUGCUGGCACAACUGCUGGUAGAGCUGUGUGAAAAAUAAGAUCAAGGAACUGAACUGGAUUAAAAGAACUCUACUAAAAAUUUUCAUUUGGGGUCAUAGUGAAAAUAUUUUGCAUUUCAUUAGACUGGUAUUAAACAUUAUCCUUUAUAACUUUCUGUGCUGUGUAUGGCUUUUAACACUAUAAAAAUGUACAGAGUAAAAUCAUCUAAAAUAAUGAUUGUGACUCAAUUUACCUUGUAAAUAUUUUUCUUAUAAAGUAUUAGUUUACCAUAAGCUUAUCUUGAAGAAUUAUUUCAAAUAUAAGAAGCAAAACAGUUUUAAAGCUAACAUUUCACACACUACUUCAUAUAGUCCUUGUGACUGAAACCAUCAUUAUGACUAGUUAUUCUUGUUAUCCAUGCAAGUAUUUAAUUUCUUUCUUAACCUGUAUUUCUGGGCUCCAGUGAUUCGUACAUUUCCACAGCCCUCUUGUAUGUAGCAGGGAAAAAAAUGUCACCUGCAAAUUUUUCUACUUGCUUUUCACUUUCUUUCCAAAUCCUUAAUGAAACAAUAUGUAACUUUCUGUGGAACGCUGAGAUGCUUUGCUGGUAACUGUUUCCGUGACAGAAGCUGACUAUUUUACCUUACUCUUGUUGUUUCUGAGCCACAGUUUUGAUCUGUGACAAUUCUUUGCUUCUUUUCCAUACAAGCUCUUGUCAAAAACUUUUGGUAAUAACACAUUCAUGUGUACCGCCUUACAAA
Harpia harpyja (harpy eagle) is the source of this 5702-nucleotide messenger RNA. It is a transcript of the gene MYO3B, whose product is annotated as myosin IIIB. Gene Ontology annotation, cellular component: myosin complex. Gene Ontology annotation, molecular function: protein kinase activity; ATP binding; protein binding. The record is from RefSeq and is a predicted model, not a curated record. Bases 582 to 4628 code for a protein of 1348 amino acids. Gene Ontology annotation, biological process: protein phosphorylation. The transcript is spliced from 37 exons. Lineage: Eukaryota; Metazoa; Chordata; Aves; Accipitriformes; Accipitridae.